Molecule: messenger RNA, 1870 nt
Organism: Copidosoma floridanum
Lineage: Eukaryota; Metazoa; Arthropoda; Insecta; Hymenoptera; Encyrtidae
Product: thioredoxin-related transmembrane protein 2 homolog
Biological process (GO): protein folding
Cellular component (GO): endoplasmic reticulum
Molecular function (GO): protein disulfide isomerase activity
Source: RefSeq, a predicted model, not a curated record
GCAUAUUGCGUGUGCUGGGUACGGGGUAUACGGUACUGCAGACGUGCAGCUGAGGGUGAUGGGUAAACACUAAAAUAUAGUACCAACACCCAAUUAAGUAUUCUCUAUGAAUAAAAAAAAAAAUAUCAACUAAGUAAAUUAUGCGGGUAAAAAUGGAACAUUCUAUUGCGGCUGCUAAGCCCUAAUAUAAUAAGAAGUACUGGAGUGGUUAGCAAUACGCAUACCACGUUUGGUGGUUGCGUGUGGAGGACGAGUGUAAUUGUAAUUGUGUAAUAGUCGCCUGUACGUAAGUGACAUAACACAUUAACAGUGUUAACACCAAACAAAAUAAAGAGGACGUUUGCGUGGGCGUCAGGUGUGGCUGAGAAAUUGAAGAGGCAAAACUUGAUCAAUAGUUCGUAUUAUCUGAUGUUGGAGAAUUCUUUGAUAAGGAAUCAAGAUGAUGGAACUACGACAACAUAUACGGUGGUUAAAAAGGGACCUUCGUCAACUCAUGAGACCUUACUACCUGAUCAAUAUAUUACUAAGUUUGUCUUAUGUUAUUGCCAAAAGAUUACCAUACAUUUGUAAUUUUUUGUUUGGACAAUCGGAUUGUGAACUCAAUGAUAGAGAAAGUGAAACGCUAUUUUUCUUGAUGAUUGUCGUUAUGAUAAGGGCCAGAAAAACUCAAAGUGUUAAUAUGAUAAGUUAUUUUUCUUCAAGUUUUGUAUAUUGCAAGGUUGCGAUGAUGAUACUCUGGUUUCAAGCGGACAUUCAUUUAGGAAUUUUGUAUGGAUUGGUUUUCCUGCUAUGUGGUCUACUACUUCCCGAACCAACUUAUCAAGGUCCUGAGAAUGUCACGUACUUGAGAGGAGCAAGUAGCUUACAAGAAGAGCUACAACGUGAUACUAGAGUUGUCUGGCUCGUUGCUUUUUAUACUGCCUGGAAUCCUGCAUGUGUAAAUUUUGCACCAACAUUUUCUGAAUUAUCUGCCAAAUAUGCUUUAGAGAACUUUAGAUUUGGUAAAAUGGAUAUUGGAAGGUAUCCAGAUGUUGCAGCAAAGUAUAAUAUCAAUGAUUCAAGUAAAAGUCUGCAGCUGCCGACUCUGAUACUAUUCAAGGACGGUAAAGAGUAUGAAAGAAGACCAUACGCUGAUGGUAAUGGAAAAUUAGUCAAGUUCCUUUUCUCCCAAGAUAAUACUACGGAAGCAUUUAACUUAAAAUCUCUGUAUGAAACUUGUUCAAAAAAUCCAAUUAAGAAGAAAGAUAAGAAACCUAUCAAAUCUGACUAGGUGUACACAGACCAAAGCUAUUAUAAAUGUAAUACAAGUAUCAACUUCCUGAACAGUACCCAUGAAUCUUUUUCAUUGUUAUAAGAAAACGAUAUUUUUGUCACAAGCAAAUGUAGGCAUACGGUAAUAUUUACCUAAUUGUUUUUUGAUUUCUAAAAAAGUAAUGUGUAUUGGGGAAAGGAAGUGUAUGUGCUGGCAGUGUUACAGAAACGCAUGUCAGACAAUUUUCAAAGUUAAUUAGCCAAAAUAAAUAGGAUUAAUAAGUCAUUGAGCGUUAAUCGACAUUUCGAUCAUCUUAUUCUCUCUAAUUUGUUUUUGAAUUUAAAACAUGCCACGCAGUUAUUAAUUGUGAGUAUUCAUUGAAUUUCCAUAAAAAAUUUUGAUGAUGCAAGGACUCACGUAUUUAGAUUAAGACGUUUCCUUGGAUUUUAGCACAAUUAUUUCUUUCGAGUACUGCCUUUUAAAUUCAACUUCCUACCAAGACUUAAGUAUGUAAUUAAUCUAGUUUAAUAGAUUAACAGUCAAAUGUUUUAUUAUGUGAUUUUGCUUACUUUUUGUAUAAAGCUUUUCAUUAAAUAAUGCAAAUUACAAAAACCUAAA